AUGUCCAUUGAUUCGUGUUUUCUACCGACCUUCGGACCAUGUUUCGUCAACUUGUACGGCUCUACGCGCGAGUAUUCUGACCUGCCAGACAAGCUGGAGGAGCUAAAUUUGGGCAAAGGAGAGGGUAUCGCCUAUCGAGGAAGAGCCUUGAUUGAAUUAAGCACGGAGCUAAUUGAUGAAGAAGAUUACUUCAGUUCCUACUGCAAGAUCCAUACCUCACAGCAUCUGGAUCCUCCAAUCAAACUUAUUACAAAUUCUCUUCAAAUGACGCUUGCAGCCAGAAAUUGCCGCCAAUGCCUCUUCAAUGAGGACAAAGUAGACAUAUAA
This is a messenger RNA of Protopolystoma xenopodis, 327 nucleotides long. Lineage: Eukaryota; Metazoa; Platyhelminthes; Monogenea; Polystomatidea; Polystomatidae. The record is from the annotation of a GenBank genome assembly.